Quercus robur (English oak) is the source of this 2173-nucleotide messenger RNA. Its product is annotated as small RNA degrading nuclease 5. Gene Ontology annotation, cellular component: nucleus. The record is from RefSeq and is a predicted model, not a curated record. The coding region runs from base 23 to 1948 and encodes 641 amino acids. Gene Ontology annotation, molecular function: exonuclease activity; nucleic acid binding. NCBI's taxonomy places the organism in Eukaryota, Viridiplantae, Streptophyta, Magnoliopsida, Fagales, Fagaceae. The transcript is spliced from 14 exons.
AAAACUUCAGCCCAGAAAAUUAAUGUUAGAAUCCCAAAGCAGAAGCAUGACCCAAAAAACCCUAACCCCGAAAUUAUCAUAUAAUCGGCAUUGGGCUGGCCCAUGCAAUUCAUCAUCCUAUAAAAGGGUUUAUGUUGCCGUAGCUUCGAAGCUCUCUGUUUCCCUCUGUGUAUCUAAAAGUGUAAUUUCCAUUGACUCACAGAGGGAGACACACAAAGUCCCAACUAUGCUCUCUCAAAACCAAAAGUGCAAAGCUUCUUCGGCUUCCGAAGAAGAUAAUCCCACUACCAAUAACCAGCGCUCCGAUUUCCUCGAUAUCUAUGGACCUCAAGGUAAGGCAGAAAUUAUUUUCAAGACGCCAGAUGCUAACUCAACUUUAAAUUUCCAAGAUGUUCAAGGGCUUGUAACUUGGGUGCUUGCUGAAGGAUUCUUGCCAUCAUGGGUUUUUAUUAAGAACAAGCCUCUUAUUCCAAAAGUGGUUAUGCUUUAUGUCCCGGGCCUGGAUGCAGCUUUGUACUUAUCACAAUCUAAAAUACUUCGUAGUUUUAAAGAAUGCUGUGGCAAUCCGAGGGCAGUGUUGGCUCUUAGUUGUGUAUCAGAUGGAAUGCAGACAAUAGAUGCACUCCUAACUUGCAAGCGGAAAAGAAAGAGAGAUGAAAUUGAUUCAGUAUCAAAAAAACUUAAUCUGGCUUCUGAACAAGAACGAUGUGAUACCAGUACAGAUGUUCCAUCCUGUCUCGAACUCAUGAAAGAUUUACCUUUCCCUGUUACAUAUUACACACUUACAGAGAAAGAACUAGAAGACAAUGGAUAUUGUCUCAAUCAGCCAGGUUUUCUUUCUACUCUUCCGGCUCCUUCAGGAUGUUCUUUCUAUGAUAUGUUGGCACUUGAUUGUGAGAUGUGUAUCACAAGUGAGGGUUUUGAGCUUACAAGAGUGACCUUGGUGGAUAUCAGAGGAGAGGUUGUGCUAGAUAAAUUGGUUAAACCAUCAAACACUAUCAUUGACUACAACACCAGGUUUAGUGGAAUCACAUGUGAAUUGCUAAAUGGGGUGACUACAACUCUUAAGGAAAUUCAGGAAGAUUUUCUAAAGCUGGUUUACAAAGAGACCAUCCUUGUUGGGCAUUCCUUGGAGAAUGACUUGUUAGCAUUAAAGAUCUCUCAUGGUUUGGUGAUAGAUACUGCAGUAUUGUACAAGCACCCCCGUGGUGCAUCUUACAAAACUGCUCUAAGAGUUCUUGCCAGGAAAUUUCUUUCUCAGGAGAUACAGCAGUCAGGCAAUGGUCAUGAUAGUAUUGAAGAUGCAAAAGCUACCAUGGAACUAGCACUUUUAAAGAUUCGAUAUGGACCUGAAUUUGGUUCACCUCCAUCUUACAUGCGGGAAAAGCUCCUUACAAUUUUGAGUCAGUCUGGCAAAUCCUCUUCUUUUAUUGAUGAUAUCUCCAUAGUGAAGCGAUACACCUCUGAGUUAUCCCAUGCAUUUCCUGUGUCUUCUGAUGAAGAAGCUCUAGCAAAGGCCAGAAAGGAGGUGAAGAAUGAACGGGUGCACUUUGUCUGGACUCAGUUCUCAGAACUUAAUUCCUAUUUUAGAAAACAAGCAGAGGAUGCAGAGAAAUUAAAUGGAAGACUUGCAGAGAUGAUGUCAUUGCUUACAUGUCAUAAGAAGUCUGCUAACAAAAAAGGUGUCAAAUGCAGCAUCAAGCCUGAACUAAAGGAAAUUCUAACCCGCUUGGAUGCUAGAAUCCGCAGCCUCUAUGCCACGUUACCCACUAAUGCUAUGCUUAUAAUUUGCACUGGCCAUGGUGACACAGCAAUCGUCCAUAGAUUGAGGAAAAUGCUUGCAGAGAAGAGUGAAACCAGUCUAUGCCGUGAGAAGCUGGUAAAGGUAUUGGAAGAGCUCCAGGCCCAAGCUGAGGUGGCUUUGUGUUUUGUAGGUGUGAAGAAUUGAACAUAAAAUAUAUGCACGUCUUAAAUUUGUUCUCAUGAUCUUGUAUUUUAGCUAGCAUUUACCCUAGGAGUGGGGCUUUCAAAAUUUUGAUAGAAAUAGGGCAUGAUUACAAUUGUUGGAAAAAAUUGUAAAAUUUAGUCGUGACAGGACCAGUAUUUGAUGUUCUGUCGGUGUCAACAGUGCAAGUGAUAAAAAAGUGUGUCCAAUCUCAUUUUUGCCUUCAAA